ACACGCUCCUCCACAUUUCCACCGGAGAACCAUUGAAACUCGAGGGACUGACACAAAAAGCGAUCGAUUCACAUAGAGAGGAACAAGACACAGAUCCGUGGCUAUGGGGUUAGGGUUGCUAGCUUCUCGAGCACUUCGACCUGCUUCUCGCCUCCUUCAUCAUCACCAGAAUCCUAGUUUCUUCCUCCGCUCCAUCGUCUCCAAACCCGAGCUCCAAUCCCCUGAAUCCGCCGCCGCAGCUCAGCCGGAUCCUACGCCGGAUCUCCCGCCCAGGAAUCCCGUAGGCGGUGCGCGAGUCCAUUUCCCUAACCCUGAAGAUGCGAUCGAGGUGUUCGUUGAUGGGUACCCGGUCAAAAUCCCUAAAGGGUUCACGGUUCUUCAGGCCUGCGAGGUCGCCGGAGUCGAUAUCCCGAGGUUUUGCUACCAUUCUCGGUUGUCGAUCGCCGGAAACUGCCGUAUGUGCCUUGUUGAGGUUGAGAAAUCGCCGAAGCCCGUCGCGUCGUGUGCCAUGCCCGCACUUCCAGGGAUGAAGAUUAAGACCGACACACCAAUAGCAAAGAAGGCGAGGGAAGGAGUGAUGGAAUUUCUGCUGAUGAAUCACCCUUUGGAUUGCCCAAUUUGUGACCAGGGAGGAGAAUGUGAUCUUCAGGAUCAGUCUAUGGCUUUUGGAUCCGACAGAGGCCGGUUUACUGAGAUGAAAAGAUCCGUCGUUGAUAAAAAUCUCGGCCCUCUUGUGAAGACGGUUAUGACUCGGUGUAUCCAAUGUACAAGGUGUGUACGAUUUGCUACAGAAGUUGCCGGUGUUCAGGAUCUUGGAAUGCUAGGUCGUGGUAGCGGAGAAGAAAUUGGGACUUACGUCGAAAAGCUUAUGACCAGUGAACUCUCGGGAAAUGUUAUCGACAUCUGUCCGGUAGGAGCCCUUACCUCAAAGCCCUUUGCCUUUAAAGCUCGAAACUGGGAGUUGAAAGGCACAGAGACCAUUGAUGUUAAUGAUGCUGUGGGGUCCAAUAUCCGAGUUGACAGUAGAGGACCAGAAGUCAUGCGUAUCGUUCCACGGCUCAAUGAGGAAAUAAACGAGGAAUGGAUAUCAGACAAAACCCGGUUCUGUUAUGAUGGUCUGAAGAGGCAAAGGCUGAGUGACCCAAUGAUCCGAGAUACUGAUGGAAGAUUCAAGGCGGUGAACUGGCGAGAUGCCUUAGCUGUCGUGGCCGAUAUCAUUCAUCAGGUCAAGCCAGAGGAGAUUGUUGGUGUAGCCGGUCAGCUUUCCGACGCGGAAUCCAUGAUGGCAUUGAAGGAUUUCAUCAACAGAAUCGGAUCAGACAACGUCUGGUGUGAAGGAAAUGGCGUUGGCCUUGACGCCGAUCUUAGAUACAGAUAUCUCAUGAACACUAGCAUCAAUGGCCUUGAAAAUGCAGAUCUCUUCCUUCUCGUUGGUACCCAGCCGAGAGUUGAAGCUGCAAUGGUGAACGCCAGAAUCCGUAAGACAGUUCGUGCAUCGAAUGCCAAGGUUGCUUAUAUUGGCCCACCUUCGGAUUUCAACUACGACUGCAACCACCUUGGGACUGGUCCCGAGACCCUCAAGGAAAUCUCCGAGGGCCGUCAUCCUUUCUGCUCGGCCCUCAAGACCGCCAAAAACCCCGCUAUCAUCGUUGGGGCAGGUCUCUUCAACAGACCUGACAGAGAAGCUGUUCUCUCUGCUGUGGAAUCCAUCGCGCAAUCCAACAAUGUCGUCCGACCCGACUGGAACGGCCUCAACUUCCUCCUCCUCUACGCUGCCCAAGCCGCUGCCUUCGAUCUCGGCCUCAUUCAACAGUCCGAAAAAGCCCUUGGGUCAGCGAAAUUCGUCUACUUGAUGGGUGCAGACGAUGUAGACGUCGAGAAAAUCCCCAAAGACGCCUUUGUGGUCUAUCAAGGUCACCACGGGGACAAAGGCGUGUACCGUGCGAAUGUGAUCCUCCCGGCUUCUGCCUUCACCGAGAAAGAAGGAACCUACGAGAACACCGAGGGUUUCGCCCAGCAGACCGUUCCCGCUGUUCCGACGGUAGGUGAUGCCCGGGACGACUGGAAGAUCAUCAGAGCUCUGUCCGAAGUUGCCGGAGUACAGCUUCCGUACAACUCACUCCAUGGGGUUAGGUCGAGGAUCAAGGCGGUGGCACCGAACCUGGUGGUGCAGCCGGACGAGCGGGAGCCGUCGGGUUUUGGGCCAUCGUUGAAACCGGAGUGCAAGGAGAAAACGGUGAGCUCGACGCCGUUCGAGCCGGUGGUGGAGAACUUUUACAUGACGAACUCGAUCACGAGAGCUUCUAAGAUCAUGGCUCAGUGCAGUGCCCUGCUCCUUAAGAAAUGAUCCUAAUUUUUUUUUUUUUUCUUCCAAUUCCAAUCCCGAAAGUGAAAGUACGGAUUCCGCGGUUAAGUCUGCCUCUCUGCUUUUGUCUUUGUUUCGAGCUGUCGGUUUAGCUCUGGGGACGCCAUUAACGUUGCAAUAAACUCAUCCCGGAUUAUUUUCUUAUGUAGAAUUUUAUUGUAAAAGAUUGCUUGUGACGAGGACA
Molecule: messenger RNA, 2549 nt
Organism: Tarenaya hassleriana
Lineage: Eukaryota; Viridiplantae; Streptophyta; Magnoliopsida; Brassicales; Cleomaceae
Product: NADH dehydrogenase [ubiquinone] iron-sulfur protein 1, mitochondrial
Exons: 5
Coding region: 104-2347 (747 amino acids)
Biological process (GO): ATP synthesis coupled electron transport
Cellular component (GO): membrane
Molecular function (GO): iron-sulfur cluster binding; NADH dehydrogenase (ubiquinone) activity
Source: RefSeq, a predicted model, not a curated record